Messenger RNA from Neodiprion fabricii, 1968 nucleotides. RefSeq lists its product as uncharacterized. The transcript is spliced from 6 exons. The coding region runs from base 340 to 1752 and encodes 470 amino acids. NCBI's taxonomy places the organism in Eukaryota, Metazoa, Arthropoda, Insecta, Hymenoptera, Diprionidae. The record is from RefSeq and is a predicted model, not a curated record.
AGCUUGUUGUCCGAAAGGUACACUUCGGCAGAGUUCUUCGUGCCGAUUGCUUCGCUGACACGUUCGAUACGAAUCCGUAAUAAAUUGUGGAUUCUGAACUGCGCUGAUCCUAUUGUGUUUUGAAUAUAUCUUGACUGAAAAAGCCAGAUUAAGAUAUAGUUAAACUAGACAGUGCAGAAACUCGUCAAGAUCAAGAUUAAUCGAUACUCAUAGUGUGACAAUUAACGGUGAUAGUGUGAGGUGUCUGAAAAUCCAAAGAAAGAGUCAAUGAUACAUUGCGUCUAGGAUAUCGAUCAAUCGUGGAAAGACUUCUACUGAAGAAUAUACUCGUGCUCAAGAAUGACGUCGACUCUUUUUUGGAUUGGGAUUGCAUCCUUUGUCAUACCUUGCGUCCAGCGAACAGCUCUAGCAGUGUCAGUAAAAAAGCAGCACGAAUCAUCCGGACAAGAACCGUCGGGGUUGAACCCCUGCAAUAUUAACUCGGAGGUGAAGACCAACAGCGUUUCAGAUCUGCUGAAAUGCAUAGAGAACCUAGCCGAGGAUUCAAAAUCCGCAUCAUUCGCAUUUCCCAAGGAUCAGGAAACCCAGGGACGUCAGCGUCCUGGGUCCUAUGGAUUCGCUAACGGAGGACUUGGCGGUGCUCUUUACCGACCCGGCAGACCGAAAGAUCCUCCGCAAUAUCCGUUCGGAUCUGGGCUCUACGGUUCUGAGGGAUAUGCGGAGUCCUCUGAUCUGGGCCUGGCCGAUGCCCUGACGUCCAUAAGCCAGUACGACGACCUGAAGUGCGUGCCGCGUCUCCUGUGCGAAAUCGCUGGGGGGUCAAAGCCUGGAGGUGGCAACUACAAGGCGUCAAGUCUCGGCAGUUUUGGCAUGAACACAGUACUCGGACUCCUGACAGGCUAUAAUUUCGAGGAGGCAUCGCCGCUCCUGGGCUUCGCAAAGGCGGCGCUUCUCGGUUACUCGAGCAAGGGCGACCCCUCCGUUUGCUAUGAGGAGUACGUCAGAUGUCCGAAAAAUCCUCGAGCGCUUGUCCACUACCUGAACAAUCACAACGGGGGUUUUUUCAGGUUCUUCAAAAACACUCGACACUCCAACGUAGCUCAGAGUUCAAACGGGAUUGGGUACGCUAGGACGCGGCCGGCACUUCCUCCAGGACUCUCUGGACCAGAAUCUGACCGCACUGGUACGGGCAAGCUCAAAUUCGACAACCCGGAUCCGCUGCUGCGACAGGACGAAACGGAGCGCAUCCUCCAUCCUUUCCACGAAUAUUCCAAGGUUGUUUUUCCCGAGGAUGAAAAGUCCGGCACUAGAGUGUCAAAGUCAUUGCAGUCGAACCCGUCGUCAGCAUUCUUUCCGGCCACUUCGAAGGAUCAAUCAUUCUUCUUUCCACUCCGAGACGACGAUGAGAGCUUAGAGGACAACAACAUCGUGGCCUUUGAGAGUGACGAGGAUUUACAGGGUCUGCGGAAUUACAAUUCGUAUUCGAAGUACGAAAACCGAUUACCCUCUGACCAAGUAAAAGGCCCCCAAUCUAUCGUCAUCUUCCCCAAUGAUCGCGAUGAACGCAGGGUGAGGUUCGUUGGUUCCGAAUUUUCCAACAACCCAUCGUCGUAUGACAGACGCGCCGAUAUAUCCGAGAGGAGUUAUUCCAGUGACGACCGGACCUCGACUUCAGCGACUCAAGCACCGCUACAGGAAGCAAAGAAAAACCGAGAACUUUCCUCGAACAAUCAUCAGUCCCAUUCGGUUUGAUGGCAAGACUAUUUUUCUUUGCAGUGACUUAAAUUCGACAGCAUUUCGCCUGCCUAAAAGUGGUGAUAAGCACUUCGUUUGGUCUAUUGUUGUUCAGUUAUUGUUAGCAUCGAUGAAAUUAUGUCGGAAAAACGGACUAGUAAGAUUGAAGAGAUAUGAAAACUGAAAACUUGGUGUACCAAUUCCAGAGAAUAAAUUAUUAUUUGUAAAAAUGCA